CCAGACGCCCGAGGAGCUGGGCUUCACAAGCGAUGGCGACGUCGAUCCAGCCCAGCAGCAGGUGUCGAUGAUGAGUGAGGAGCACUGCCUCGACCUCGGAGCCAAAGGAUUCCCGCUGCCCGUAUUCAAGAUGCUCCAUGCAGUAGACUGGAGCGCCCAGAAGUACCUCGAGCAGAUCCAGAGCGUGGGGUACGUCGAGGACGCCCUGCAGAUGACGGGCCCGGCGGACGCCAUCAUGAAGGCCGACUGCAUGAAGGAAGGCAAGGGCAGGCUGAAGCACAUCUUCGUGGGCGACUCCCAGAUGCUGUCCCUCCGCAACGCGCUCCACCGCCUGAACAAGUGCCCCGAGAUCUGGUGGGACGCCAACGCCACGGACGCCCGCCCGGGCCGCAAGGCGGCGGCCGCCUCCGUCGGCCGCCGGCACUCCGGCACGCGGCAGGCCCCCGAGAGCGCCGUGGAUGGCUGCGGCGAGGAGGGUAUCGCAUCGUACAUCUACUGGGACGCUUGGGUCCGGAGGGACGUCCCUGUGGAGGAUAUCCGGCGUGAGAUCGAGGUCCUUGACCUGGAGCCGAAGCGGGGCGACACCGUGGUCGUGUGGGUGGGCUCGAACUUCAUCAGCGCUGCGCGCCGCACGGGCGUCCUCUUCGACACGAUCGACAAGAUGCACGAGAUGGGUGUGCAUCUCGUGUGGGACUCGCCGACUUUCCACGACAUCGCCCUCAUGGCCGCAGGGUCUCCUCGCGAUGAGGGUCGCGACCCAACAAACUCGUUGCCCAUCUCGUACUCCACCAUGAGCAGGAGGAAGACGCAGGGCACACUGGGCUCCAACCAGUUCAAGUCCGAGAAGGCCCUGCUCAAGUCGGGGGUCGAGAUCCCGAUGACGAAGCGCUGGCAGCUGACGAAUCGCUACCGUGGUCUCCAGUGCGACGGGAUGCACACGGACAUGCGUGCCAGGGACCCGCUGUUCUACAACGAGGAGUGCCCGCGGGGCAGGCAGCUGUACGGCGUGAGCGGCAGCGGCUGCAACUGGGUGGAGCCCUUCCGGGCCGGCCUGGAAGACCUGUGCCCGCUGGCCACGGGCGUCGACGACCUCGUGCUCCAGAGCGGCCUCUACGCCGUGUGCGCCGCCCACGAGCGCCCGUUCUGCUACCAGCACACCGAGGCGAUCCGCUGAGCGCGGCGGCGCGCAGCCUCG
This is a messenger RNA of Prorocentrum cordatum, 1195 nucleotides long. The record is from the annotation of a GenBank genome assembly. Lineage: Eukaryota; Dinophyceae; Prorocentrales; Prorocentraceae.